AUAAAUGUCAAAAUAUUGACCAAACAAUUUAUUUAUUUGGGAGGAAGAUUGAUUUUGAAAUAGAAAUCGAGUUCAGCUUUUAAAACUAUGAGUAAUUCAAUAAUAUUUCAAAAACAAGUACGUGAUAAUUCAACGGAUCUACAUUCGUAUGUGAAAGAAUUAUCUUGUUGGGAAGAAGAAAUGAAACGGAAAGAAGUUUCCAGAGGGGAUCUUAAAGAUCCUGAGGAUUUACCACCAGUUCGAAGUAAAACUAUACGAAAAUCUACAAACAGUCCAAAAACCCCAAAUCGAAUUCGAGCAACUGAUUAUUCAUCAUGGGAUAAAUUUGAUGUGGAUGCUGCUUGCCAGGAAAUUGACGAGGAAAUUAAACCACUUUCACCAGAGGAAUUAGAAAUGAAAAAACAGAGAGCUUAUGUUGAAAAAGAAAAUGGAAAUAAAUUUGUUAAAAAUCAAAAUUGGACAGAAGCUGUUAAAUGUUAUACAAAAGCGAUCAAAGCUUACGAUUCGGAUCCAGUUUUUUACGCAAAUCGGGCACUUUGUUACCUCAAAUUAAAAGAAUUCGUAAACGCUGAAAUCGAUUGUACAAAUUCUUUACGUCUAGAUUCAACGUACGUAAAAGCAUUACAACGACGUGCAGCCGCUCGAAUACAAUUAACACAAUUAAAUGAAGCACUAAAAGAUUUAACAAAAGUUAUGGAAUUGGAACCGAAUAAUCGUGAAUCGUUAAGUGAAAUCACUAAAUUAAAAGCAAAAUUGAAAAUCGUAGAUCAACCAAAAUUUAAAACAUCUACUACUGCGGCAACUAAUAAAAUAGAAACAAUAACGAACUCAGAGAGAAAAAUUGAACAACCUAUUUUGGGCGUAAACGAUAAAGUUCAACAACCAAUAACAGAAAAAUUAGAAACUGUAAUAAAUCAAUCAAAUAAAAUUGAAACUCUUACAGAAUCAGUGCCUUCUAUUAAAAAUACAAUUCCAGAGAAGAAAAUGAAUAAAAUUGAAGAGAAACAAAAUAUAAUUUGGGACGAUUUAAAUAAUCGUAUUUUAAUUCGACCUAUUGUUAAACCACCUCAUUUACGAUCUAAGAAACCUUUAAAACGCAUUACAGUUGAAGAAAUUGAUGAAGUGACCAAGAAAGAAAUCGAGGUCGAAAAAUCAAUAAAUGAUAUAGAAGAAAUUCGUAAUGAACCACAAACAAAUACCGUACAAGAAAUUAAUAAAUCCAUACCUAAUAAUGAAAUUAAUAUUAACACACUGCCAUUACCGAAAACAUGUUUACAGUUUUCGACAGUUUGGAAAAAUUUAGGAACGGAUUUAAAAUUAAAAUUUCAAUAUUUUACGAAAAUUGAAUAUAAAGAUCUAUCAAAUCUAUUUCAAGAAUUCUUAGAAAGUGAUCUAUUUUUUGAUAUUUUAAUGGUGUUAAAAAUAUUUUGGAUAAAUUAA
Chrysoperla carnea is the source of this 1440-nucleotide messenger RNA. RefSeq names its product RNA polymerase II-associated protein 3-like. Lineage: Eukaryota; Metazoa; Arthropoda; Insecta; Neuroptera; Chrysopidae. Bases 88 to 1440 code for a protein of 450 amino acids. The record is from RefSeq and is a predicted model, not a curated record. Gene Ontology annotation, molecular function: protein binding. The transcript is spliced from 8 exons.